CAGCCGGCACGGAACGAAGCGGAGGCAACAGCACCCUACGUCCAGCCACCGGUUACUGGUGCGUCGCUGUGUGUGGAUCUUUCGCUUUCGUUGGUGCUGCGAGGUGUUUUGUUUAGGUGCAGCACACUCUACGGACGACAGGUGUCGUGGGCGCAAUUCGUUCGCUCGGUUUGCUAAUCGAAUUAGUCCCGACGGUCGCAACACCCGUUCAAACGCUUCGCGCGGAUCGAAUACGCUCUUGCCGAUUGUCUCGCUGGCUGCUGGAAGUUCUCCAGAAAAGGAGCACCAUUCGUCUAUCCGAAUCCUAAGUGAACGGCGGAUCGACCGCCCAUCAAGUACGGGAUAAGAGUCCGGGAAAGCAUGGAACAAUCACCGACAACGCGGCGGCUAACGCGUGGCGAGUCCGAGGACAGCCCGGUCGAGUUCGUGGUGGUGGAUUCCGAUGUGUCAAUGUCCGAUGCGGGUCUCAGCACACCGGAGAAGAAGCCGAAGAAGAAGCGCAGUGGUCUAUCGUUCAAGAAGUUGCGCACCAACGCGCAGAAGCUUAUUCCGAAGCGAGGUCGUAAGGACUCGUCAGCAAAGUCGUCCGAUACGAGCUCGCUCGGUGGUGAUUCGGGAGUGGUGAGUGGCGGAACGGACGAGCUGCUUCCGGCAACCCCGUCUCCACCGCCACCCGCAUCACCGACGGUUACGGAAACGUCCAUCGAAACCGUACUAAAGUCGACCGAAAGCCUUCCGGCAAUCAAGGAGGAUCCGAUACGUGAGGCAGCACUGCUAGGUGCACGUUCCGACGAGGAUAUGCUGCUGGAAGGAAAGGACAAACAGCGACAGAAGAAAGCGCGCAAGCCGAGUCGUGCGGCUAGCUUCAUGAAGAAAAUUGCCGGACGGUCCAAGUCCUCGAAGGUUGCACCGAACCCUGCGCCGGUAGCCGGUGGAGCUUCCGAGGGCGAUGAGCUAUCGUCCGGGACGCUCGAGACUCCGCUGAGCAUCAAACGUCAAACGCCCGAGGGUGCCAUGUUUGUGUCGGACACUGAGCUGUACCAGGAUGGCGACAGGGACAACGGUACCUCAGUGGAUCCUCCAUCGCCAGUGUUGGUGCGGCAGCUCGAUUCCGAACCGACGGCACUACGGGCCAAACGGACCGAAAUGAAAAUCACGCUCACACGCAACUUGGUCAAACCCUCGACGAUGGAAACCUCGCUGGACGACGAAGACACCGAUCUGAACGGGAUUCGGAGCAACGGUGGCGACCAGGGCAAUGGUCUGAACGUUGCUCGGAACGAUGCGUCUGAGAACAGGGAGCUCGCAGUCGACUCUAAACCAAUUAGCUCAGACAGCGGCACUACUCCGUCCCCGAGGGCAUCAAUCGGGAUUGAACAAUCGCCGCAGUUGAUCGCAGCCGUUCGUACGCAACAGUCAUCGUCAUCCACGUCAUCAGUUGAUGCGCGCUUGUCCAGCCUGCUGAGUGGCGACUACAUCGCGGAGAUUAAUAAGUUUUCAAUCGAGAACAUUACGAACGCCGGCGCAGGAUCAGCAGGAGGAGGAGGAGCAGAGGUUCCGCCCUUGCCGCAGCCGCGCGCAUCGCUGUCGAUUCGGGAGAGGUCCUUCCAGCAGCCGCUAGUGACGGUGACGGGCGAAAGUGAGCUAGUCACAAACUUUGAUUCGCAGGACGUUGCACCACCGUCGUCGGUUGUUGUCGACGAGGAAAUAGACGGUUUUAUGAGGAAAGCGAAGGCAGCGAGUUCGGCCACCGGAUCCGGAGGAACAGCGCGGUCGAAAGGAGGUAGCAAGAGUCCUGCGACGGUUGACAAACCGGCAGCGGGCGUCGCCAGCGGGCAGCAGCAAGACUUGUCGCCGUCGUCGUCAUCAACGUCGACGUCGGCAAGUAAAGCGGCUUCUACGGUACGUACACAGGAAGCGGCUAAACCAUAUCAGCUGGGCAACAGCUUAAAGAAUCCCAACAAUUCUGGAUUUAAAUCGAUCGAACAGCAACGCGAACUUCAGCAACCGGACCAGCUGCUGCAGCAGGAUACAGUGCCGGUGAACGUUGUCGAGGACAGUAAGCGGGACGUGGAGAAGCAAGGAGAGGAACAGAGAAGCGACACCACUCCAACCGAACCGACAAUAGUUUUCGAUAUCGGAACGCAGGUACGCCCGGACAGAACCUCCUCUAUCGUUAAGCCUGCCGGUGGUCGCUCGGUAGCCGCAACGCUUGCGGUCCCAUCCGCGGGACCCGAAAGCGGUGCCCAGUCGGGAACAUUUGCCUCGAUCGGUAGCACUUCCCGCUCGCUCGACGAACUGAUCGGCGUUGGCGGUUCGUACGACGACAGUAGUCAGAACAACACUAGCGAGGGUUCGCUACGGCGCAUUGCGUACGUCGAGCAGCCGACCUUCUACACGCCCGAAGAGGAAGAGCUGCUGACAGGCAAGCCACCGCGUUCCUCCUCCUCCCUGCUGUCGAGCGCGCUCGAGUCCGGCGAGUAUUCGCUCGAGUCGGAGGAUUUCCUAGAGCGCAAGAUGUCUCCGCACGGAGAUCUGCUACUCGAGAAGGGGGCCUCCGACCAAUCGGCAACCAUGGCGACCGGACAGGCCGAGAAGCGUGAGCAUCUCUACAAAAUUCUUGUCAUUGGCGAGCUCGGCACUGGCAAGACGUCCUUCAUCAAGCGAUACGUGCAUCAGUUCUUCAGCCAGAACUAUCGCGCCACUAUUGGAGUGGACUUUGCACUGAAAGUGCUGAACUGGGACCAGAACACAAUCAUCCGUCUCCAGCUAUGGGAUAUUGCCGGGCAAGAGCGGUUCGGUAACAUGACCCGUGUGUACUACAAGGAAGCAGUUGGUGCAUUCAUCGUUUUCGACGUAACACGCAGUGCCACAUUCGACGCAGUAAUCAAGUGGAAGAACGAUCUUGACUCCAAAGUGCAACUUCCCGAUGGAAAGCCUAUUCCGUGCAUACUCUUAGCCAACAAGAGUGACCAACAAAAGCAGGGAAUUGUGACGACACCCGCCAAACUGGACGAGUACGUCAAGGAGCACGGCUUCGCGGGAUGGUUCGAAACGUCGGCAAAGGAGAAUGUGAACAUUGAAGAAGCGGCCAAAUCGUUAGUUAAUAAGAUUUUAAUGAAUGACAAACUUCUAAACACCGGUGAGGUCAUCGAUUCCGAACGCUUCGGCCUGGUCGGAGGAAAGACGGACACGAGCCAGAAAAAAUCCUGUUCUUGCUGACCAAACCGUAGACCAGGCAGCACUCGCCCUAGCACACUCACACACCAGCGACCGUAUUUGUUUAUAUCCGUGUGUUGGAGCGGGUGCUUUGUGUGUGUGUAUGUGUGACCGUUUUGCUGUUACGCCAUCGCUUAUGAUUUGCUAACGUCUGUUUGUUUGUUUAUUUGUUUAACUUUUAAUUGUUUUUACCAUGUUUGACUUUCCCCGUCUUUCCCAUUUUUUGUCUCGAUCCCCAACCUUUUGGUUUAACAACAACACUUUGAUUAUCACUAACCAUUAUACUACUCUAAAACUGUACGCUACUCCACAACUAUGAUCACAAUCGAGUUGUUACUAAAACACUAGACCUGUAACUAAACCACAAGCAAGCCAAGUUCCCCCUUAACGCGGCACCAUUCAUCAACUUUCGUUGCAUACGAUUCGCGAGGUUUUCGGUUGCUGCAAACUCCUGGGGUGUAAACUAAUGCAGCCAAAACUAGAUCAUCCAAGCCGAGCCACUUACAUGGCACCCGCCAAAGGGUGUUACCGAAACCAUCCAAAGUGCAGCGAUUUACAAAAGGUAGAACGCAUGAUAAAACAAAUACCUCCUCCCAUCUACCGUGCUGGGUGGGUGAGCGCCCGAUUGUUAUUGUUGAAGGUGUUGUAGUCGAUCAUGUUGGCCUUUAUGAUGAAGAUGGCAAGUUCGCGUUGAUCGCAAUGCAAAACAAAAAACGUAAAAUUGUUGUAGGACCAUCUGUUCGAAUUAACCAGCAAAGCAAAGUAAGCGCAAAGGAAUAUUUACUGCUUUUGAAACCGCUUUAAACAGUACAUGCAACAUGUUUCGGAUUAAAGAAUCUAAAAUGGAGAAGAGGUAUAGUGAGUGUAGAGCGCUUCUUCUGGAUCUGCUUAGACGAGCAGAUUUGCUCUCGAAGACUCCACACAUUACUGGCAUCGUGCUUUCAACGUAACAAAAAAAAAAAAAACGCAUGGCUAAACACCGCGCUCAACAAACCCAACGUUUGGCAGGCAACCGAUCAAAUGCAACAUUUAGGAGGUAGAACGCCGUGAUCGGUGUAACUUAUUCGACUAGUUUGUUCGCGCCUAGUGUUGCGUGAGUUUCGUGUGCAACCAAAUGCAGCUGAAAGGACAUCGUAUGAUAAAUCGUUAGGUUAGAAAACAAGAGAUAAAAUCUUUUUAAAAGAG
This is a messenger RNA of Anopheles stephensi (Asian malaria mosquito), 4404 nucleotides long. RefSeq names its product ras-related protein Rab-32 (gene Rab32). The record is from RefSeq and is a predicted model, not a curated record. NCBI's taxonomy places the organism in Eukaryota, Metazoa, Arthropoda, Insecta, Diptera, Culicidae. Gene Ontology annotation, biological process: vesicle-mediated transport. The coding region runs from base 361 to 3222 and encodes 953 amino acids. Gene Ontology annotation, cellular component: trans-Golgi network; vesicle; Golgi apparatus. Gene Ontology annotation, molecular function: GTP binding; GTPase activity. The transcript has 6 exons.